AUGUCCAAAUUUCGCGAAAGUCUCCGCAUACUGACGUUUGUUGGUGUGCCAGAGUCAGUGAUCAAUUGGAAGCCGCGGCUGCCAUCGAGGAAUUGGUGCAUAUUCCUAGGAUUGACGGGUUCGACGACGGCGCUAUAUGCGUACGACAGGAGAGAGACCAAGAGGAUAAUGCAGGAGCACAUGGACAAGGUGCAUCACCUCUCGCAAGAAGCGAUGGGCGGGCCGUCGCAGCUCCCGCGUCGAGUGCACAUCUACGCAGCGCUGUAUCCCGAAUACGACGAGCCAACAGGUGCAAAAUUCUUCAAACAGUACAUGAAGCCUGUGUUGAAUGCAGCAGCUAUAGAUUUCGUCGUAGAGAAGGGCCACAAGCACGGUGCUCUCGCGACGACACUCAGAGAACGCACGCAGGCUCAACGUAGAGAAGCUAUGGGUCUAGAGGCGCCAUCGCUCACUCCGAUAGCUGCGCAGAGCGAGCGCGAUAGAGAAGGCGGCGUUGUCCUCAUAGGUAGAAACACAGUGAAGGAAUACCUCGCUGGGCUCGCGCAGGGCUGGAAGUCUGGUGUAAUUUCGCGCGACUUGCUCGCGGAAUUGUCCUCCAUCAUUCCUGCUCUCCCAAAGCCGGGUGAUGAAGAUACCCUCAAGGAGUAUGCGGAGCUGGAGACGAUUAUCCCAGAAAUUAGCAUUCCAGUGUCUGGCUCAGCCACAGGAGUCGCCAAGUAUUUGACAUCUGCACCGUCAGUUAUCCCCCCACAAGCACCGGUGCUUCUCGUGCCAUUCUAUGAGCUUGUUGGGUUUGCAAAGAUCCCAGAGAUGGUUGCAGGCUUCUUCAAUCACCGCAAGAGCGCCAGUGUGGGGUGUGAGGCGGUUAUGAAGCUCAUAGAUGCAAACGUCAAGCAGGUCGAACCACCAUAUUCAGACGAGGAAGCGGAGAUGGUCAGCUAUGAUGAGCCAUGGAAGCAGCCUCAAACACUCGAGUACAAAGCACAGGGAGGUACACUCUGCGGAUUCGAUGUAGAGUCCGAAGAGAAAAUCAAGAAGACUUUUGAAGAUGUACCAAAGGGGAUUGCUAGGAGGAGAAAGGAGUAUUAUGACAAUCUGGUAGACAAACUCAAAAAAACGCGCCAACAGGCUUCGAGAGAGGUUAAGGAAAGCGAGCGCAAGGAGAAAUCGGAGGAGGAGCUGCAGCAGGAGCGCAUCGCUAAGGAGAAGCAGUUUAGAGAGGACUACGAAGGCUGGGCACUGGCUCGCAAGUACCAGAGAGUCCGCUACGAGCCAUGGAUGAAUGGUUUGCAUGUAUACACUUAA
Messenger RNA from Wallemia ichthyophaga EXF-994, 1305 nucleotides. RefSeq lists its product as uncharacterized. The record is from RefSeq and is a predicted model, not a curated record. The transcript is spliced from 2 exons. Bases 1 to 1305 code for a protein of 434 amino acids. NCBI's taxonomy places the organism in Eukaryota, Fungi, Basidiomycota, Wallemiomycetes, Wallemiales, Wallemiaceae.